GAUUUCACUGUUCCCUGGGCGGAUGGAAGAGCACUGCACUGGGAUGUAAUUAAUGAAAUGGUGGAUGAACCAUCAGGAAAUCACAAUUACUACACAGAGAUGUCCCAGGAUCCUGACAUCAGAGCUAAAAUUUUCAAAAGAGUAAAAGAGUUAUCCCCGAAGACAGCACUGUUCCUGAAUGACUAUGGAAUUAUUACAAACAAUAACAACCGGUUUCCGCUAUACCAACAGCUCAUCAGAGAAUUGCUGGCGGCAGGCGCCCCUAUAGACGGCAUUGGCCUUCAAGCUCAUCUUCAUUUAGAUCGAGUGAACCCUGUUGAGUUUAAGGAACGUAUUGAGAUCCUACACCAAGAGUUUGGAAUUCCAAUCUGGAUAACUGAGUUCGACUGGAAUGAAGAGGGGAUUGCAGCUGAUCCGGAAAAAUUAAAGCUGGGGCGGGAAUUGGAGGAUUUUUACCGAGUUAUGUUUAGCUUGGAGGGUGUUGAGGGUAUCAUGAUGUGGGGGUUCCAGCGAGAUUAUUUUUCACUUGUUGAAAAUGAUUUAACUCCAAACAAAGCUGGAGAAGCUUACAUUAGGCUUUUUCAUGAAGAAUGGAGGAGCAACAUGGUUGUUCCAGGAGAACAAAAUCAAUUUGAUUUCAGAGGGUUCAGGGGAGAUUACGCCAUUAGUAUUCUAUCAGGAGACGGAGUUCUGGUAGACGACUUGAGGUUUACUGUUGACCAAGACACUGAGCUGACCUGCACCCUGACUAAUGGUCAGUUGACCUGCUGACCUGCAACCUGACUAAUAGUCAGUUGACCUACUGACCUCAAUUCUCAGUAGUGAUCAGCUGACUUGCACCAUCAUUAAAGGUCAUCUCCUACCCUGCAUCCUCAAUAAGCUGUCAGCUUACGCUCAAUACGCUGUCAGCUUACGCUCAAUAAGCUGUCAGCUUACGCUCAAUAAGGUUUAAGCUUACGCUCAAUAAGCUGUCAGCUUACGCUCAAAAAGCUGUCAGCUGACGCUCAAUAAGCUAUUUUCACCUUAACUAGCGGUCAGCUGACCUUCACCCUCACUAGACGUCAUCUCCUAUCCUCCAACCUCACUAGCGGUCAGCUGACUAAAUCUAAUUUAUAUCUGAUGCAUUUAUGUCUAAAUUAAUGUUAAAAAAUGCCAAAAUAAAUUAGGGGGCUUUCAUAUAU
This is a messenger RNA of Eurytemora carolleeae, 1181 nucleotides long. Its product is annotated as anti-sigma-I factor RsgI6. The record is from RefSeq and is a predicted model, not a curated record. Gene Ontology annotation, molecular function: hydrolase activity, hydrolyzing O-glycosyl compounds. The transcript is spliced from 10 exons. The coding region runs from base 58 to 771 and encodes 237 amino acids. Lineage: Eukaryota; Metazoa; Arthropoda; Copepoda; Calanoida; Temoridae. Gene Ontology annotation, biological process: carbohydrate metabolic process.